Molecule: messenger RNA, 1007 nt
Organism: Misgurnus anguillicaudatus (oriental weatherfish)
Lineage: Eukaryota; Metazoa; Chordata; Actinopteri; Cypriniformes; Cobitidae
Product: CDGSH iron-sulfur domain-containing protein 1
Biological process (GO): regulation of autophagy
Cellular component (GO): intracellular membrane-bounded organelle; mitochondrial outer membrane
Molecular function (GO): 2 iron, 2 sulfur cluster binding
Source: RefSeq, a predicted model, not a curated record
UGACGUCACCGCGUAUGUGUUUCCGCAGUGUGACGCAGACGCGCUCAACGACCGUUCUACGCUGAUCAGUUGUCUUUCAGUGCCCUUAAACUUGGUUGUAGUCAGUUAUCAUGUCAUCUCACGUUCCAGGAUUUUCAGCUUUGACUAAACCGAGUUUAAUACCGGGUUUCAGGCUGUCUAAAGAUCGGCUGAUAACCAUCAUUCCUGUUGCAGUGGCCGCAGCUCUGAGUACAUACCUGGUGACGCGCUACUUCAGCGGGCACAGCGGUACAAAAAGCAGAGUCAACCAGACGUUCAACAAAGACAGCCCUAAAGUAGUGCACAGCUUUGACAUCGAAGACAUCGGCAACAAGGUCGCAUACUGCAGAUGCUGGAGGUCUAAGAAGUUUCCCUACUGUGACGGUGCACACGCCAAACAUAACGAGGAAACUGGUGAUAAUGUCGGACCACUGAUCAUUAAGAAGAGAAAUGCUUAAAUCUGGGCUGCCCAAGAAAUGCAUUUGAGAGUGUUUGUGUGUGCCAGUGAUGCAGAGUAACCCAAAAUUAAUUCAAUUUGAUAGCCAUACAAAAAAAUGUUAAUCCAAGUGUACAAAAUGUUUUUUACUUUAAUCACACUCAGAAAAACCUUGCUGUAAUUUUCUUGAAACAUACAGAUGUUAAUUUCCGUCAUUCCGACGGAGGACUUCCGCAAACAUACAUAGAUGUACUGUAUUUCCUGUAACUGUGCUGAGAGGUUUCAUGCCUGGUUGCGUUAUCUGCCUCUAACACAACACAUACUGUAUAACCCUUUAAAUCGACACUAAGGUGAUAUUGUAUCUUCACUACAGAGUUUUAAGGGCUGGGACAGAGCUAAAAGCGCACAAUGUGUUAAUAAAAUGUCUGUGUUUGUGUCGUCUUUGUUGUAAAACUAAACGGUUUCUAUUUCAACUGUGCCAUUUGCAUAAAUUCUCUGUCAUGGUGUUAAAUUAUCAUUUGCCAAAUGUAUAAAUGCAAUUUGAAAAUGGUCA